AUGGCAGUCCCCGUAGGCCCGCGCGGCUCAGAGACCGAGCGGCUCCUGACACCCAGCCCUGGAUAUGGGACCCAAACAGGGACUUCCCCAGCCCCUUCAACCCCUCCAGAAGAGGAAGAUCUCCGUCGCCGUCUCAAGUACUUCUUCAUGAGCCCCUGUGAUAAAUUCCGGGCCAAGGGUCGCAAACCUUUCAAGCUUAUGCUGCAGGUGGUGAAGAUCUUGGUGGUCACCGUGCAGCUCAUCCUGUUUGGGCUCAGCAACCAGCUGGCGGUGACAUUCCGGGAGGAGAACACCAUUGCUUUCCGGCACCUCUUCCUACUGGGCUACACGGAUGGGGCAGAUGACACGUUCGCAGCCUACACGCGGGAACAGCUAUACCAGGCCAUCUUCUAUGCUGUGGACCAGUACCUGAUGCUCCCAGACGUGUCCCUGGGCCGGUAUGCCUAUGUGCGGGGCGGGGGCGGCCCCUGGGCCAACGGCUCAGCCCUGGCCCUCUGCCAGUGCUACUACCACCGGGGACACGUGGACCCAGCCAACGACACAUUUGACAUUGAUCCAAUGGUCGUCACGGACUGUAUCCGGGUGGACCCCCCUGAGAGACCCCCCGUCCCCCCCAGUGAUGAUCUCUCCCUCUCGGAUGGCAGCGCCAGUUACAGGAACCUCACGCUCAAAUUCCACAAGCUGAUCAACGUCACCAUCCACUUCCAGCUGAAGACCAUUAACCUCCAGAGCCUGAUCAACAAUGAAAUCCCAGACUGCUACACCUUCAGUAUCCUGAUCACAUUUGACAAUAAGGCACACAGUGGGCGUGUCCCCAUCAGCCUAGAGACCCAGGCCCACAUCCAGGAGUGUAAGCACCCCAGCGUCUUUGGCCAUGGAGACAACAGCUUCCGGCUCCUGUUUGACGUGGUUGUGAUCCUCACCUGUGCCUUCUCCUUCCUGCUGUGUGCCCGCUCACUGCUCCGAGGCUUCCUCCUGCAGAAUGAAUUUGUCAGGUUCAUGUGGCGACGGCGGGGACAGGUCAUCAGCCUGUGGGAGCGGUUGGAAUUUGUCAAUGGCUGGUACAUCCUGCUGGUCACCAGCGACAUGCUCACCAUCUCGGGCACCAUCAUGAAGAUUGGCAUCGAAGCCAAGAACCUGGCAAGCUACGACGUCUGCAGCAUCCUCCUGGGCACCUCUACUCUGCUAGUCUGGGUUGGAGUCAUCCGCUACUUGACCUUCUUCCAUAAGUACAAUAUCCUCAUUGCCACGCUGCGGGUGGCCCUGCCCAGCGUCAUGCGCUUCUGCUGCUGUGUGGCCGUCAUCUAUCUGGGCUACUGCUUCUGCGGCUGGAUCGUGUUGGGGCCCUACCACGUGAAGUUCCGCUCACUGUCCAUGGUGUCUGAGUGCCUGUUCUCGCUUAUCAACGGGGAUGACAUGUUCGUGACCUUCGCGGCCAUGCAGGCGCAGCAGAGCCGCAGCAGCCUGGUGUGGCUCUUCUCUCAGCUCUACCUGUACUCCUUCAUCAGCCUGUUCAUCUACAUGGUGCUCAGCCUCUUCAUCGCGCUCAUCACAGGCGCCUAUGACACCAUCAAGCACCCAGGCGGAGCGGGCGCAGAGGUGAGCGAGCUCCAGGCCUACAUCGCGCAGUGCCAGGACAGCCCCACCUCCGGCAAAUUCCGCCGCGGGAGCGGCUCCGCCUGCAGCCUCCUUUGCUGCUGUGGCAGGGACCCUUCGGAGGAGCAUUCGCUGCUGGUGAAUUGA
Molecule: messenger RNA, 1743 nt
Organism: Rangifer tarandus platyrhynchus (Svalbard reindeer)
Lineage: Eukaryota; Metazoa; Chordata; Mammalia; Artiodactyla; Cervidae
Source: the annotation of a GenBank genome assembly